This is a messenger RNA of Oncorhynchus tshawytscha (Chinook salmon), 4425 nucleotides long. RefSeq names its product dynein axonemal assembly factor 9 (gene dnaaf9). Bases 122 to 3574 code for a protein of 1150 amino acids. The transcript is spliced from 35 exons. The record is from RefSeq and is a predicted model, not a curated record. NCBI's taxonomy places the organism in Eukaryota, Metazoa, Chordata, Actinopteri, Salmoniformes, Salmonidae.
UAUAGCAGCAACGCUAAGGAACACAAUGACGGCAGUGGUGCUCGCGCCUUGAUCAAAUAUCGGCGGAUUCCAAAAAAAACCCGUUAUUUUCAAAACGCCAUAACGACGGUUGCUAAUAAACAUGUCUUGUAUCCGCAGGGCGAACGGUCAAUUCCCGUGUAUGAGCCCCGCUGUCAGCUGCUCCCGUCUGCGCCAUGUCCAGUCACUGCUGUGGGAGGGGGAAGCCAGCCCUGAUGGGAUUCUUUGCUCUCUGGGGAUUGACAGCAGGUAUAAUGAGGGCUGCAGUGAGCUGGCCAACUACCUGUUCUACGGACUGUACCGGAAGAACCAGCUGAACCUGGAGCACAUUCUGGAGGACUUCCCUGAGGAGGUGCUAGAUGAUGUGAUCGUGCUGAUCAAGGCAGAGAGUGUCCACCUGUACUGUAACCCAAUCAACUACAGUUACCUGCUGCCCUACGUCUCCCACUGGAGGAACCUCUCCAUACACUGCAUGAACCAAACAGAGUAUGAAGACGAGGAAGCAGCGGAGGAGUUUAAGAUCUCCAGCUUUGUGAGCAUGGUUCAAGACUGCAGCCGUAUUGGAGUUCCUUACAGCACCCAGGGCCACAUCCAGACGUUUGACAUGUUUAUGAUAGAGAAGUGGCCCAUCAUUCAGGCCUUCGCCCUGGAGGGGAUCGGUGGAGGAAGCUUCUUCACCAUGAAAUACAAGUUGAUGGACAUUAGUGAGAAGCUGUGGCAGACUUACACCAGAUUGGACCCUGUGUCCCUAGACAACCUGCUGACUGAGGACCUGGUGUUGUUUGAGAAGCAGUGGAGCAGUUUCUUCUCCAGCUUUGACAUCGAGAGCCAUCUGUCUAUCCUGGAACUGUCUGAGGCUCAGGCAGGGGAGGCGUUCCGGAGUUAUUUCUCUCAUGGCCUGAUCUCCAGUAACAUCGCUGACAGCAACAGGAGACGGCAGCCCUUGGUUCUGUUUGGGAGCCACUCCUCCAUGGAGAACCUUCACAGCUACUCCUUCAACUUCCCUUCUGAUGGACACCAGGUCCGCAACACCGGACCCCAGGGGGCCCCAGCCAAACACAUGGUUCUCCAGUGUGUGGCUCCUAAAGGUUCUUUAGCCUGCUCCAGGACUUACUUCUUUGGAACCACUCACAUCCCCUACCUAGGGAAUGACAACAUGCAACAAAAGAAAACAGAACUCCUUCUUCUCUCUCAGAUCUAUGCAGCAGCCGUCCAGUCGGUCCUGGCUGGAAUCAAAUGCUACUCCAACACCACUAGUGCUACUAAGGCGAAGGACGUAGCAGAGCAUACCUUCCAUCUGGCACUGGACUCGGUCCACCUGCCUCAGUACAGAACUGCUCUCAGAUCUAAAAGUGUUUUCCACAUCCAAGCUGUGAACAACCAGGGCAGAAUUGUUCCUCUGAGUGAAGAAGGGAGCUGCUUCUUGGUGAAAACUGCGUCCAUGUCAGUGUACGACAUCCCAGACCUCCAGUGGGGGAAAGGAGACCUGGGCUCUGUAGUCUUCUCUGAGUCCUUCCUGGUGUCCAGCAUCAACAUCCAACAGAAAGAUGGUAGUGUUUCCUCAGACAGCUGCUACACCAUCCUGACGACAGCUCUGCCUCGAUACGUCUGCUGGCUGGUGGAGUCUGAUGUGAAGCAUUCUGAGAAGGCCCAGGUCCUGCUGAAGGAGGAGGAGGGUACCUGCCUGGGCACCUCUUUGACUACAGCAGACACAGCUCAUGUGUUCUCCAACAGCCUGCUCUCCACUCCAGAGGAAGGUAAGAUGAGCUUCUUCACAGAGGGCAUCCUGUUCCUCCAUCCUCAGUACGGCACCAUCACUCUACCCAGGAGCCUCAUCAGCAGGAUCAAAUUGUAUGACCUGGACUCGUCGAGCGUGGUGGCAGCUCUGUUUGUACAGUAUGAAGCUGCUCUGCUGUCCCACCUGCCCUUCCCUCUCCACAGUGACGACCACUGUUUGGUCUUCAGCCUCCAGCCACGCUCACAGAGUCACCGAGCCUUCUACUCACAGGUGUUACCAGUGUGGCAGGGGUCAGACUCUGGACUCUCUCUGCAGCUGGUGGACAGAGAACAGCUGACCUGGGAUCAGAGGAACAUGCACUCCAGACUGCAGUGGUUGCAUGACUGCCACGCCCCCCCUGUGGCCAAACGCAGAGGCAGCCUGAAGGCCUCAUACUCCCAGCUACCAGAACAAGAGAUGUUCCUACAGCACUUUGCUCUGAGCAGUGUGGGUCAGGAGCCCAUCCAGGAUGACCACCUGGGGGCACUGUUCUCCACGCCAGACACCAGGAACCCUCUGGCAGGAAGCACUGACAAGGUGGUUAUAACCAUCAUCUCUGGACUACCGGGCAGCCACAAGAACAGACUGGUUAACUUCCUGGUGCAGCUGAAUAGAGAAGGAGGAAGGUGGGUUGUCUACCGUCCAGGUCCAGACUGCAGUGAUUGUUUCUCCACCUCCCACUUCCAGCGCUACCUGUCCUGCUUCCUGGAGACACAGAGAGCACCUGGAGGGAAGCCCCGACUACUGCUGCUCACUCCUGGAUGUACAGAUGUAUUAGACGUGGUCCAGGCGGUCCUGUCCCAUCCAGAUGCUGUGGUCCAGGCCUGUUUCACCAUCGGGGCAGUCACAGCCUGUGUGGACCCUCUCAGCUCAUACAUGGAACACAGAUUUGUCUUCCCGAAGCUGGUAGAGCAGUGCAGCCAAGGUAUAGUGAGUACAGUUGUCUUCACUGGACUGGCAGCAGAACAGAAGAACCCUCUCCUCCAAACCGUACAGCAGCUGAUCCGGUCAGCCAAUCCCAACGCUGUCUUCAUCCUGGCAGAGAGAGGAGCCGUUACCAGGAAUGAGGAUGUGAAGAUGAUUUUGUCUGAGAGCAGCUUCUCUGAGGCGCAGAUGAUGAGAGCACGCUACCUGCUCUACCCUGGCUGGUGUAAAGGCCGGUUCGUCAGUGGCUGUGCGUCCCUGUCUUUGGGCCACCAGUAUGUGAUGUUCAACCUUCCCUUGGAGAGACCUCUGUUUCUGAAACACUGUAAAGCCUUCAAGUCAGCUCUGAGACCAAACCCUUUCAGAGGAAACGUCUACAACGUCUCGGGGAAGGUCCUCUUCUCUGACUCUGAGAGGAUGAUGGAGGUGAGCUACAACACUGUGAGUGGGAACCUCCGUAUCACUCAGCAGCCCUUGGGCGACAGCCACCAGGGAGACCAGGAGCCCUCUGGAUGCUUCCUGCUGUUCCAUGGAGUGGGAUUGACACAGGAGGCCCUGAAGGACUGGCUGAGGAUCUGUGUAAAACCGAAGGAGGUGAGGAAGGUGAAGAAGACCCACACCAGCCUCUCUCCUCAGGAAAUCAGGACCAUCCAUGUGAAGAGACAUCUGGACCCUCUGCCUCCAGGCUUCUUCUACAACGGACAACAGUACGUCAGUUUCUUUGGAGAGAAGAACAACUUCCAUCCACAAAUGGACCAGUUCAUAGCGGAGUAUGUUGAGGAGGCCAACCGAGAGAUCGACCUCUUCAACAAUCAGCUGGAGCAGCAGCAGCACCAGGACCUGUUUGACCCUUAGUGACCCCCAAGGUUGGGGUUAGAGGUCGUCUGUCUCGUCCUUUUACUGUUUGUCCUCCUCAGCACAUCUCAAAGGGAAACAAAGGGGGAAACUAUACCAUACAUCCUGUCACUUCCACUAUACCAUACAUCCUGUCACCUCCACUAUACCAUACAUACUGUCACCUCCUCUAUACCAUACAUCCUGUCACCUCCACUAUACCAUACAUCCUGUCACCUCCACUAUACCAUACAUCCUGUCACCUCCACUAUACCAUACAUACUGUCACCUCCACUAUACCAUACAUCCUGUCACCUCCACUAUACCAUACAUCCUGUCACCUCCACUAUACCAUACAUACUGUCACCUCCACUAUACCAUACAUCCUGUCACCUCCACUAUACCAUACAUCCUGUCACCUCCACUAUACCAUACAUCCUGUCACCUCCACUAUACCAUACAUACUGUCACCUCCACUAUACCAUAUAUCCUGUCACCUCCACUAUACCAUACAUCCUGUCACCUCCACUAUACCAUACAUCCUGUCACCUCCACUAUACCAUACAUCCUGUCACUUCCACUAUACCAUACAUCCUGUCACCUCCACUAUACCAUACAUCCUGUCACCUCCACUAUACCAUACAUCCUGUCACCUCCACUAUACCAUACAUCCUGUCACCAUACAUAUAGGGGUGAUAAACAUAACUGAAUCAAGACAUUAUUAUGGUGAGAGCACAAACUUUCUGUCCAGAUAAGAGGUUCAACUUUACAUUGUCAGUCAGUAUCAUCCUAGGUAGGUUUCUAAUAGGCCAGUAGAAUUGGUUCUAUUUGUAGCCUGGCUGUUGGCAUUAUUAAAACACUCCUUUCUCGUC